AAAACGAAUGCAAAAUAUAAGUGAUACUUGUAUUUACAUAAUUUUAUAAAUAAUUAUGAAUCAUCCACAAAGGGGUGAAACAAAUACAUGUGUUUGUAACAGUAACGUGUGUAUUCUUAAUAUUUAGAAAUUCAAAAAAGUGUAUCACCUUUACAUUUUAUCGUCGUACGUUUUAUCGGUACAUAUAUCUAUCGAAAAGUAAUUGAACACAAAGUAAAUGCACUGUACAGUUUAACUUGUGCGUUUAUUAUAAAUAAGAGAAUAAUACAUAUCUAUAUACAUAUAUAUCAACACUUGAAACGAUACAGUAAAUAUUAAGUAUGGCGUUAAUCCUAUCAGCUGAUAUCGUCUGCUGGAAUGACGAAUCGUAGUUCGAUUAUUUGGUUAAACAGUACCUUUAACUGCUUUAAAAACAUCCCUUUAUUCGAUGACUCUUCGCACAAAUUGAUGAGUUCGCGAUAAAUGACAAUAAUGUAUGUUUUAAUGACGGAAUGAUUAUAUCAGAGUUUGUAAUGGUGAUAAUACUCGAGAGACAGGAACCUGAUUGCGUGCGUCAUUGACAGAUUCGGUUGUGAUGAGCGACUCCGAACAACGGCAACUGCACGUGCCUUAUAAAGAAUACCAUAGCCAGAACAACACUAACACUUCUGCGCUAGUGGAAACUGAUGCACUGGUAGAUCUAUCAAUCACAUCUAAAAAUUGUUUGCCAGUGAACAGCGAGUGCUCGGAAUUAGUACCGGACGUUGAGUUUGUUCCAAACCUGAGCACCGAACAACCUAUAGCCAUUGAUUCCCCUGGGAUUGACCGGGAGAGCCAGCCUCUCCUUGGUCGAUUGGAGCUAGAUGUUACGUUCAAUCGUUUUCCUGAUGAUCCACAAUUCUCUGAAAUGGUAUGGCAAGCCGAAUGCGCGAUAGAUAAUGGAAUCUUUCCUGAAAGAAUAUAUCAGGGAUCAAGCGGGAGUUACUUUGUAAAAAAUCCCACAGGGAGAAUAAUAGGUGUAUUUAAACCAAAAGAUGAAGAACCAUAUGGGAGGUUGAAUCCAAAGUGGACAAAAUGGAUGCACAAGCUUUGUUGUCCUUGCUGCUUUGGGAGAAGUUGUUUGAUACCAAAUCAAGGAUACCUGAGCGAGGCUGGUGCAAGCUUAGUUGAUCGCAAAUUAGGUCUCGGCAUAGUUCCAAAUACUAGAGUAGUUAAACUCGUCAGUAAAACGUUUAAUUAUCCGCGCCUAGACCGACAGAAAGCUCGCAUGAAGCAAGCGAUUAUGGACCAGUUUCCUACAGUGGGUUCCCAUUUCAAUCGUAUCGGUUUACCGCCAAAAGUUGGUUCUUUCCAAGUUUUCGUAGAUGGCUACAAAGAUGCCGAUUAUUGGUUAAGACGAUGGGAAAACGAAUCUCUGUCACCGCGUCUUAGUAGAGAAUUUCAACUUCAAUUCGAGCGCUUAGUCAUUUUGGAUUAUAUAAUUAGAAAUACGGAUAGAGGUAACGAUAAUUGGCUUAUUAAAUACGAUAAUGCCACGGGAAAAAACACAUCGGAACAGGGUGAUGUAAAGAUUGCUGCGAUAGACAAUGGUUUGGCCUUUCCUUUUAAACAUCCCGAUUCUUGGCGAGCUUAUCCAUAUCACUGGGCAUGGUUGAGUCAAGCGAAGCAACCGUUUAGCGAAAUAACACGAGAGCUUGUGUUACCACAACUCUCGGAUCAGAAUUUUGUACAAGAUCUUUGCGACGAUUUGUAUCAAUUAUUCAAACAAGAUAAAGGUUUCGAUCGUCAUCAUUUCGAUAAACAAAUGAGCGUUAUGCGUGGUCAAAUCUUAAACUUGCAACAAGCAUUAAAAGAUGCCAAAAGCCCUGUGCAAUUGGUUCAGAUGCCUGCUGUGAUCGUUGAAAAGGCCAAAGGAAACGGAGCACCAAGAUUAUUCUCAUUUUCUGAUACAUUUACACAGCGCUUCCAGAAUAAAAGUCCCUUCUUCUCUUGGUGCUGAACAAAUGUUUUCUGAAUGUUUGAAACGACGUCAAUCCUGUGUGUCGACUGAAAA
This is a messenger RNA of Hylaeus anthracinus, 2032 nucleotides long. RefSeq names its product phosphatidylinositol 4-kinase type 2-alpha (gene Pi4KIIalpha). Lineage: Eukaryota; Metazoa; Arthropoda; Insecta; Hymenoptera; Colletidae. Gene Ontology annotation, cellular component: trans-Golgi network; plasma membrane; lysosomal membrane. The transcript is spliced from 7 exons. Gene Ontology annotation, molecular function: 1-phosphatidylinositol 4-kinase activity. Gene Ontology annotation, biological process: phosphatidylinositol phosphate biosynthetic process; Golgi organization; endosome organization. Bases 575 to 1978 code for a protein of 467 amino acids. The record is from RefSeq and is a predicted model, not a curated record.